Molecule: messenger RNA, 2214 nt
Organism: Tetranychus urticae (two-spotted spider mite)
Lineage: Eukaryota; Metazoa; Arthropoda; Arachnida; Trombidiformes; Tetranychidae
Product: alanine--glyoxylate aminotransferase 2, mitochondrial
Biological process (GO): glyoxylate catabolic process
Cellular component (GO): mitochondrion
Molecular function (GO): L-alanine:glyoxylate transaminase activity; pyridoxal phosphate binding
Source: RefSeq, a predicted model, not a curated record
GUAACAAGACUGCUCCAUAAGAGUGGAUUAGGUUAGCAAAAUGGCGCAACAAGUUUCUCAAGGAUUAAUUAUUUUUCUCCUUCAUAAUCAAGACUGGAUUGUUUCCAAGGAUUCACCUUCGCGUGUAUUAUAUAAUUGAUUUUUACUCACGAAUAGAUACCAGUUAAGCUCUAGAUACUUCUAGAUACUAGAGUUUUUUCGCCUGUGAUCAUCAUUUUAAAAGCCGCCAUUCAUUUUUGAAAGUUUCCUUGUUAUAAAUAUGCUUCUUCACUUUGUUGUCUGUUUGCGUUCAAUUGGUUGUACCUAUUAAAGAUCUGCUUUUUUCUGAAUGAUUCUCAAAUAAGUUAUCCUUACAAAGAGAAUCAACAUAUUCCUAUAAACAGCGAAUUCAGGUGUAAGGCGAUGACGAAUAUGGCGAAACUAAACAAUUCAUUGAAAUAUUUGUUACUCAAGCCAAAACAAAUAAACAGUUUGUUUACAGCAAAUUUAUCAUCAUUUAAGCUUCCAGAAAUCAACUUUAAUCCUAAAAAUUAUAAAACUUUAGACCUAGAUAAAAUAAGAACAAUCCAAGGAAAACAUUUGAGCCCGUGCUUGAAUUAUCUCUAUCAAAAUCCACCCAUUCUGGUUCAAGGUAAAAGACAAUAUGUUUGGGAUCAAAAGGGUCGUCAAUAUCUGGAUAUGUUUGGUGGAAUUGUAACCACAAGUGUUGGCCAUUGUCAUGAUAGAUUGGUAACUGCAAUAACAGAACAAGCAAACAAGUUAUGGCAUACAAGUUCAUUAUAUCUUUACGAUGAGAUUCACAAAUACGUGUCCGAAUUGGUAACCAAAUUUCCAUCGCCAUUGAACAAUGUUUUCCUCUGUAAUUCGGGAUCUGAAGCGAAUGAGUUUGCUGUUCUAUUGGCUCGUCUCUAUACAGGAUCGCAUGAAAUGAUUUCUUUGAGAAACUGUUAUCACGGCUGUUCACCAAAUACCAUGGCUUUGGGUGGUAUCGGUACAUGGAAAUAUCCUAUUCCACUCAUGCCAGGUGUCCAACAUACAACCUGUCCAGAUCCUUACCGAGGUCGUUUUGGUGGAUCAAAAUGUCGAGAUUCGCUGGUCCAAACAAAUCGUACUUGUGAUUGUUCAUCUGGUAAAUGUCAAGCCUCAGAAAUGUAUCUCCAAGAUUUGGAUGAAGUAUUAGCAACCGCGGUUCCCAAAGGUGGAGUUGCUGGCUUCAUAAUUGAAUCAAUCACCGGUGUUGGUGGUUUUGUCCAGUUUCCAUUUGAUUAUGUAAAGAAGGCUUAUUCGAAAAUCAAACAGCAUGGAGGCUUGUUCAUCAGUGAUGAGGUGCAAACAGGAUUUGGCAGAACGGGGUCACAUUAUUGGGGCUUUGAAGCCCAUGGAAUUGUUCCAGAUAUUGUAACCAUGGCUAAAGGGAUAGGAAACGGUUUUCCAUUGGCAGCAGUUGUUACAAGCCAGGAAAUAGCACAGUCAAUUAAAAAGGCCCUGUUUUUCAACACUUUCGGAGGUAAUCCGUUGGCAUGUAGAGUUGGCUCUGAAAUUAUUAGCAUAAUUGAUGAUGAAAACCUGCAAGAAAACAGUAAAAUACAGGGUGAAAAAUUAAUCAAAGGGCUGGCACUUCUUCGAGAUAAAUACCCAAACGUGAUUGGAGAUGUUCGUGGUAAAGGACUUAUGAUAGGAGUUGAACUGAUAAAAAACAAGGACACUAAGGAACCAAUAUCUGGAAAAGGGUUUGCACAAAUACUGGAAGACUUUAAGGAUAAUGGAGUUUUGGUUGGUAAAGGAGGUCCUUUAGCAAAUGUAAUACGUUUAACACCUCCGAUGUGUUUGUCCUCUGAAGAUAUUGAUGUUGCAUUACAGGUUUCUGAUCAUGUUUUUGCCAAUUAUAAACAUCUAGACUAAAAAAUAUUCAGCUUUGCUAAAAGAUUAUUCAAUUAAUAUGAAACAAUAUUUUUCAAGAAACAUUACUUUUUAAUAAAAGAUUAUUUCAUUCGCGUGAAAUUUUUUAGACCGAUUUGUUAAAUGCAUCAUCUUUGUUUCUUUGAGACAUUCAAGAAUUAAUUUUAUAUCUUAGUAACAAGUUAUGAUAAAAGUGAAAAAAGUAGCGUAAGAGAAAGAGAGAAAUGAAGAAAUAGAAACAAUUUAACUAUGGUUAACCAUUUUUAUGUUUGUAGCCAAGGAUUGUUAUUAAAACACAUUAUUUUCAAAGAUUGA